Messenger RNA from Cryptomeria japonica (Japanese cedar), 2058 nucleotides. RefSeq names its product vegetative cell wall protein gp1. The coding region runs from base 94 to 1803 and encodes 569 amino acids. Lineage: Eukaryota; Viridiplantae; Streptophyta; Pinopsida; Cupressales; Cupressaceae. The transcript is spliced from 2 exons. The record is from RefSeq and is a predicted model, not a curated record.
GGGAUGCAGCUCGAUUAAAUGUGAGGUAAUAUUUCUACAGAAGUGGAGGUUGAAGCUUAAAGAAGUCUGAGGAAUCUAAUUGCAGUGAUCUCCAUGGCUACUUUAUGUUCAAAUCAUGUACAUCAGCUGGCGCUCAUAGUCACAGGAAUACUGUGCACAUUGCCACAAUGUAUGGCUCAAAUGCCUUCUAUCGCUCCAGCAAAUUCUCCCUUUUAUCAAAGAAAAAACAUUAAUGGUGUUCCAGCACAGGCUCCUGAUAACCCUUUACCUCCUAAAGUAAGCCUUGCCAUGUCUCCCCUUGAUCCUCUUCUAUCUCCUUCUGCAACUCCAGUGUUUACUCCUAUGACUUCUACACCCUCUCUGGCACCCACUGCAAACGGCCCACAAUUACAAUCCCCUGUUUCCCAGGCUCCCCAAACCACUUCCAUGUCUCCACUGGUUUCUCCACAGUUGCCCUCUGCUUCAUCUCCCACUUCCGCACCUACUGCAUUCCCACAUUCAUCACUCUCUCCCCAGCCAUCCCCUACUUCAUCUCCCUCUUCCGCACCUAUUGAAUUCCCACUUUCAACACUCUCUCCCCAGCUGCCCCCUGCUUCAUCUCCCACUUUUGUACCUAAUGAAUUCCCACCUCCAUCACUCUCUCCCCAGCUGACCCCUCUUUCAUCUCCCACUUUUGUACCUACUGAAUUCCCACCUCCAUCACUCUCUCCCCAGCUGCCUCCUCCUUCAUCUCCCACUUCAGCACCUACUGGAUUCCCACCUUCAACACUCUCUCCCCAGUUGUCCCUUGUUUCAUCUCCCACUUCUGUGCCUAUUGAAUUCCCACCUUCAACACUCUCUCCCCAGUUGUCCUUUGUUUCAUCUCCCACUUCCGCACCUAUUGAGUUCCCACCUUCAUCACUCUCUCCCCAACAGUCACCUGCUUCAUCUCCCACUUCCUCGUCUACCGAAUUCCCACCUCCAUCACUCUUUCCCUGGAUGUCCCCUGCUUCAUCUCCCACUUCCACGUAUACUGGAUUUCCACUUUCAUCGCUCUCUCCUCAGAUGUCUCCUGCUUCAUCUCCCACUUCCUCACCUACUGAAUUCCCACCUUCAUCACUCUUUCCCUGGAUGUCCCCUGCUUCAUCUCCCACUUCCACGCCUACUGAAUUUCCACCUUCAUCACUCUCUCCUCAGAUGUCCCCUACUUCAUCUCCCACUUCCUCGCCUACUGAAUUCCCACCUUCAUCAAUCUUUCCCUGGAUGUCCCCUGCUUCAUCUCCCACUUCCACGCCUACUGAAUUUCCACCUUCAUCACUCUCUCCCCAGCUGCCCCCUGCUUCAUCUCCCACUUCCGUGCCUACUGAAUUCCCACCUUCAUCACUCUCUCCCCAAUUGUCCCCUGCUUCAUCUCCCAUGUUUGCACCCACUGCAUCCACACCUUCAUCACUUUCUCCAAUGUCCUCCCCUGCUUCAUCUCCAAUUUCUGCGCCUGCUGCAUUUCCACCUUCACAGUUGGCCCCUGAUUCAUCUCCCAUCUCUGCACCUUCUGCAGCAGUGCCCAUCUCUUCUGCUCCACAGAUCUCACCAUCCAUGGAGGCGCCAGUAAUAUCUCCUUCGCCGGUUUCUUUGAAGACAAGUCCAUCGCCUGCAGAGGCGGCUCCCGAGAUCUCACCAACGCCAGCGAUUGCGCCCAGUUUUUCACAAGCGUUAUCUCCCUUUUCGCCUGCAACACUUGUAGAGGGAUCAUGGGCUACUUCAAGAACUAAAUUGGGUGUUUCAGUUUCAAUUGUUUUACCUGUCUAUUUGUUGCUGUUUGUAUGAGUACACAGAUUUGCAGACCGUAGUAAGGUGGAAGAUAGUUUGGUUAUUCUAUGAACUGUGCAAGUAAUUUGAAUAAAACCAGAUUUCUUAAUUCUAUUUAUUUCUUCUUUCUUUAUGUAAUACAGUGGAUAAAAUUGAAGAUCUACCUGUGAAUAGAAUGAUAGAAAGAACACAGAAUAUGGAAAGUACCUCAGUAAGACAUGUAUCUUAUAUUUUUACAGUUUGUGAUAUUAAUAAGAGUGUUUCAGGUAUCAA